Messenger RNA from Athalia rosae (coleseed sawfly), 2000 nucleotides. RefSeq lists its product as uncharacterized. The coding region runs from base 153 to 1808 and encodes 551 amino acids. The record is from RefSeq and is a predicted model, not a curated record. Lineage: Eukaryota; Metazoa; Arthropoda; Insecta; Hymenoptera; Athaliidae. The transcript is spliced from 4 exons.
AAACUGGAAUUGUUUAAGAGUUACAACGUUACCUCUUAAGAUAAGUUAUAAAUGUUCGCAUGUUAAGAAAAGUACUCUAUCUCACGAGACAUUGAGAAAAGGUUUAGAAAAGCGGCAUACCAUCACCUGGCUUACCAUACGAGCACAGCAAAAUGCAUGGGAUUACAAGAAUUCUCAUGUUCUGUUCAGUCAUCACGGUCCUGCCAACAAUUCUACUAGUCGUACCGUUGUAUCUGCGUCAUAUAUUGUAUGCCAGUGUUGCAUACACCGUGGCAGAAUCUGAUGUCAUGGAAAUAGAUGAUGGGAUUUCUACAAUAUUUUGCUCUGAACAAACUUUGACAAUGGGUACACCGUUCAAUGCUUUCAAGGUGCUUCAGCCACCGGAAAUCACCACGUCUAGGAAACAUAUCAGAUUGAAGAAAAGCAUGACAUUGCCCGACGAUACUAUUGAAUAUUGGGGCUUCUAUCUUCUGAAAGGGGCAACGGUUGCUCUUUCAUUUUGCUCCAGAUUUAAAGGUGCGUCGAUACUGGUUGUUAAAGGAGAGAGAAGUUUGCAGACUUGUGGUAUAAUGGAGCAGAAUGAAAAUAGAAAGCAGUUCAAUAGAAACCAUAAACCAAUAUCCAAACAGCAAGUUAAAGUCACUUUUCCAUCGAAUGAUCAAGAUAUAAAUUCUCCACAAAUUACGAUUCCGGAAACUACCAAGCCAUGGAUUUAUCAAAACAAUCAGUUGAUGUUAAGCAAGAAAAAUUUGGCAGUGUUGAACGCAAGUGCAUCUGCAAAUGAUUAUGAGAGUAAAAGUCCAACGAUCGAGAAAAUCAACCAAUCAAUCUACAAUAAUCAUCCAGAAGCAGAUGAUGUAGUAAAACCAACGGUUUCAAGUGUGAUAGAUCAUCGGUUGGAAAUGAGCAGCCGUACAGGAAAAAUAUCGAAUACAUCAAAUAUAACACCUAAUUUGUCCACAAAGUUUAGACACAUGAGAAAAAAAUUACACACAAUGAAUCCGCAAAAAGUCGACAGGAAUAAGAAUAAUAAGAAGAACAAUUACGAUCACAAAACAGAAAAGGAGAUGAGAGCUCAAAAUUUUGAUAACGCAAGUACGGACAGCAAUGAAGGACCCAAUGAUGAAAAAAAAUUAAUUAUGGAGAGAAAGAAGCGUAUACUCAAACUUGAACUGGAGCUAAAAUCUGAUCCACAACAAGUUGACGAUGAUAAUGACUAUGGCAACAGGUAUUCCAGAUCGCGACGAAACCCGAAUGGUAUUGAACCACCUUUACUCCUGGACAGAGGAAUAGAACAUGGUGGAAAUGCUCUUUAUCCGAUUAAUAUAGAAGAUUCAUCAGAUUCCAGUUUUGAAAAUGAAUUGUUGUCAUGUUAUAAUGAUCAGAUAUUGUUAGCCCAGCCAUUUGAAUUCUCAGAUUUGUGUACAAAUAUUAGUUUUCUGGUAAACGGUGAUUUGAAGCUUACUCCGAUCCAACAAGACAUCUUAGAAAGUGGGUACUAUUAUUAUGUAUUCUACAGCGAUCAUGACGAUGUUCCAAAUGAUGUGCAUGUGGUAUUCGAUAUCCAGAAGCCUACUUUUCGAUACAAAAAUGUCACUCAGUCUUGUGUAAACACAACUGAAUGCUCUUUUUCUAUUGGUCUUUUAUCUGAGGAUCGUGUUAUUGUUGAAAUACCGACUAGAAAUGGUAGCGGGAACCAAAAAGAAAAUAUUACAAUACUCACAUCAACUUGUGAUCCUAGAAUGGGAAUUUAUACAAUAUUCCCCAUCACUGUAUUGCUGCUAGUACUCGGCUGUGCAUUUCUAUAGGAAGUUGCGAUACUCUGAAUUCAAAUCUGUAAAAAAGAAAUUAUUAGACAUUAAGUAAUAACAAUAUGAAAAAAGUUUUAAUAGUAAAAAAAUAUGGAAGUCAAGUUUUAAUAUCUAAAGAAAAGAUUCUGAAUAAACAUACUAUUUUGUUAAACAGGACUUUACUUUUCUGAAUAAAACCAAUUGAAUUUA